Molecule: messenger RNA, 420 nt
Organism: Trichomonas vaginalis G3
Lineage: Eukaryota; Parabasalia; Trichomonadida; Trichomonadidae
Exons: 1
Coding region: 1-420 (139 amino acids)
Source: RefSeq, a predicted model, not a curated record
AUGGGCAGUGGAGGAUCUGAUAUUGCUGGUGGAACUGCAUUCACGAAUCGAGGUGCCACCAAUGGAAGUCUGUUUUAUGGUGGCGCUGGAUCAAAUAUGUUAUAUGCAUACGGAGGUGGUGGAGGUGGAAGUGGAUAUUAUGGAGGUGGAGGUGGUUCUUCAACCGAAAAUCAUAAUUAUGGUUAUUGCGGAUCUGGUGGUGGAGGAAGUGGAUAUAUUGGUGGUGUGUGGAGCUCAGAAAAGUUUGGUGUUACUGCAGAAACGAAGUCGAGCACGAAUGAUGGAAACGGAUAUCUGAAGAUAACUUAUUAUGGCAGAUUUCCAUUAUAUAAUAUAUGUAAAACGAUUAUUUGUGCCUCAAUGUUCCAUAGUUAUGCCUUUAUUCUUUUGUUUUCGGUUGUUAUAAUGAAUAAAGAUUAG